AUGUCCACCUUUAAGUUUCCGAGCUCUGAAGAGAUCAUCGACGAGGACUGGUGUAUUCGGGACCGGUUGCCCCGGCACUGCGGUGGCUGGGAGCGACCGUACUCGGCCCCAUUCGGAAAGCUUCUCGAACACUGGCAGGCCCGUGAUAAGGGAUACAUCGGGAAGAAAGAGACUUAUCCCCGGGCCCAGGAUGUCCGAUUCUUCGAACCGACGGAUCCUUCUUUCUGGCCUAUCGUGAUUGUGUCGUCCGAGAACGUGCUGCCGGAGUCGAUCGACGACACGUUGAAGAAGUUCUCGCUAUUCGUAGUGGAAGAAAUAGAAACUCCACUCCCAGACCAGAAUAUUACAUGCAUGGGUGUGUACGUAAUGAAAGACAUGGAGAAGAAUUUGACCGUGAAAGGGUGGAAUAAAUUACCGGAAAAAACCAAGAAUGCCUGCAUCGAACUCGAAUUGCAACUGUCGUGGUUGCGCGAACACUCCAGUAGCGAAGAUGUAGCGCCGAUGAUAUUCAGCAAGGACACAAUACGCAAGAACUACGAUGGAGGGGUAUCCCAGCUUUCCUUGCUUGUCCUUGAGAGGAAAGAUUUCCGAGUCAAGCCGUGGGAGUCCUGGACUGUCCUUCAAAAGAGUCAAAAUCCCCAUUAA
Molecule: messenger RNA, 645 nt
Organism: Sparassis crispa
Lineage: Eukaryota; Fungi; Basidiomycota; Agaricomycetes; Polyporales; Sparassidaceae
Exons: 5
Coding region: 1-645 (214 amino acids)
Source: RefSeq, a predicted model, not a curated record